AUGACGGCAGUUAUGGCCUUGCGCGCCGCAGUGCACAAUCUUUGUGCCAUCCCAGUGAAGGAGUUGACCUCAACGGCUGAAUAUAUUGCUACAACGAUUAGCGAAAGCAGUGCGAUUCUGUCUGUACCGGCUAACCAGGGUCAAUCCGCCGGCGAACCUGACAAAGCAGUUCUCCUCCAAAAAUUGAAAGCGCGCAUCACCAGCCUGUUACAGGAUAAGACGGUUGAAGGACGAUGGGCUGGCGUGGUUAUUAUGAAAGCAACGGUGGAGUCUGGGAGAUGGGAGAUCCUACGUGGCUGUGAGCCCUGGGCUCGCUAUAUACUGGCUAUACUAGGUGUAUGUUCUGAUCAAAAGCUGCUGCCUAAGGCAGACAUUGAAGACUGGCGAAAUGCUAACCAACAGCUACACUGA
Messenger RNA from Trichophyton verrucosum HKI 0517, 411 nucleotides. RefSeq lists its product as uncharacterized. The record is from RefSeq and is a predicted model, not a curated record. NCBI's taxonomy places the organism in Eukaryota, Fungi, Ascomycota, Eurotiomycetes, Onygenales, Arthrodermataceae. Bases 1 to 411 code for a protein of 136 amino acids. The transcript has a single exon.